This is a messenger RNA of Boleophthalmus pectinirostris (great blue-spotted mudskipper), 865 nucleotides long. It is a transcript of the gene atp5po, whose product is annotated as ATP synthase peripheral stalk subunit OSCP. The transcript has 7 exons. Gene Ontology annotation, biological process: proton motive force-driven mitochondrial ATP synthesis. The record is from RefSeq and is a predicted model, not a curated record. The coding region runs from base 103 to 732 and encodes 209 amino acids. NCBI's taxonomy places the organism in Eukaryota, Metazoa, Chordata, Actinopteri, Gobiiformes, Gobiidae. Gene Ontology annotation, molecular function: proton-transporting ATP synthase activity, rotational mechanism.
GUUAUGAUUAUCCUGCUAAAUAAAAAAGUGCGUUUCCUAUUGGUUUAAGUGGUUGUGAUUAAUGCGCACGCGCCAGUUUCUGUCGGUCGGCUGUAGGAGAAAAUGGCAGCGCUCAUGCUAGGACAGCAGGUUCGCCAGUUAAGUACAUCCGCAGUCAGACCAGUUGCGAAGCUGGUCAAGCCACCCAUCCAAGUCUAUGGUGUGGAAGGGCGCUAUGCCACUGCUCUGUUCUCAGCUGCCAGCAAGCAGAAGAAACUGGACCAAGUAGAGCAGGAGCUUGGAAAAGUGCAUGCCUUGAUUAAGGACCCAAAACUUUCCAGUGUGGUAAUGAACCCUCAUGUGAAGCGCAGCCUUAAACUGAAGACCUUUAAUGAUGCCCUAGCAAAGGCAAAAGUGUCACCAAUCACAUUGAACCUCAUCAAUGUCCUGGCUGAAAAUGGCCGUCUGACUCUGACUGAGGAUGUCAUCACUGCUUUUGGUAAAAUGAUGAGUGCACACCGUGGAGAGGUCAUCUGCUCUGUCACAACUGCUAAGCCCUUGGAUGAAGCAAAUCUCGCUGAACUGACAGUUGCCCUGAAAGGGUUUCUUCAGAAAGGUGAAACCAUCAAGCUAGAAACAAAGUCUGAUCCUGCAAUCCUUGGGGGCAUGAUUGUCAGUAUCGGAGACAAGUAUGUGGACAUGUCCACUAAAACAAAGAUUCAGAAGUUGACAAAACUCAUCCGGGAAACAUAAUUCCUUUUGGGUAUUUUAAUUUACAAAGUUGAGGAUGGCCACCGUGAUAUUGCUUCCUGUUAAAGUAAGCAUUUGAGUACAAUGUAUCUGUAUAAAAUCAUAUGGAUGUUAAUAAAUAAUACAAAAAAUGGAA